CCUUACAACCUUCACCGGGCCGUCUCUUCCCUUUCGCUGAAAACUUAAACUUAUCCGUGAUGAUCGAGUUCAGCCACCACAACGCCGUCCAAGCCGCCGAAGACUAGGAAAAGUACGGGGCCGCAUAGGCCGUCGGUCUCGACCAAUGUCCCCGUCGGUCGUCGAAACUCGCAGGCACAGCGACAAAGCCGAACCACCCUCUUCCACUCUCCCCAGCCGACGUUCGAACACCUCAACAUGGAACGGUCAUACUUGCUCAGCACCUUGGAAGCGCAAGGCCAGAAGUCGACAGACGCGAUGAGGCGAUUAUCAUCUAUUCAGGAACAGCUGGGCAGAAACCCACCUUCUCCGCAGCGACGCAAGAUCAAAAAGCAAGCAUGCCUCUUGAAAAGUAAAAUUGCCGAAAUGGCCGAGCAGGAGAGAGUCAUCCUAGGCCGGCUCGCUGAGCUACACGUCGAGCUGCAGAAUCGAGAACGGUGGGCGCGAGUCCAGAGGGAAAUGCAAAGCCCGUGCUUCGCCGUCGAGUCGCCCAUCACUCCAUCAUGCUGGGUGGGGUCAGAUUCCACCCCGAGUGAUCUGAUACUGACCCCGACCAUGCCGACGCCACUUGAUGCGACCUCUCCCGAGUUCAUCCCAGGAAGCCGUUCUUGUGCCCUGGCUGCCUACCGUCCGUGGUCGCAACCGCCCUAUCUCGAGGACGGAAUCUUCUUGUCACCCGACACCGAAAGCGCGGCAGAGUUUCAUUCAUUUGGGAGCCCGGAGGGGUUGCAAAUGUGGAGCAACAAAAGACAGUUGGGCAAUGACCAACUUCGAUUUGAAUACGACGGCAACACGUAUCAUGGCAGUUGCUUCGCAGACGAUCAUGGUCCCUCGAAUCCUCGGAAACACCUGAGUACAUAUCCUAGUCGCGAAAGGCGUAUGAGCCUACCGUCAUUGAGAUGCAUCUGGCCCGGGUUGGAGGAACCGGGAGCAGUUGAAGGAACACACGAGGCCGAGAAGACAUACUAAUUAGAGCAAGCAUCUAGACCGAAAGAAGAGGACGUGAUGGAGCCUGCUUUUUUUUCUCUUCGCAGAAUGACAAAUUACAUCGAAUUACUUUUCAUAUGAUUACGUUGGUUUGUUUUUCUUCUUGUUUUUCUUCUAAGGGGUGUGCAGGCGGAAUCGAUUCUUUGCUCGUCUGGGUUUACGAGAACACGCGC
Molecule: messenger RNA, 1199 nt
Organism: Sodiomyces alkalinus F11
Lineage: Eukaryota; Fungi; Ascomycota; Sordariomycetes; Glomerellales; Plectosphaerellaceae
Exons: 1
Coding region: 238-1008 (256 amino acids)
Source: RefSeq, a predicted model, not a curated record